Messenger RNA from Acanthaster planci (crown-of-thorns starfish), 2794 nucleotides. RefSeq names its product cytochrome P450 4V2-like. Lineage: Eukaryota; Metazoa; Echinodermata; Asteroidea; Valvatida; Acanthasteridae. The record is from RefSeq and is a predicted model, not a curated record. Gene Ontology annotation, molecular function: monooxygenase activity; oxidoreductase activity, acting on paired donors, with incorporation or reduction of molecular oxygen; iron ion binding.
CGUAUUUGGCGUAGUGCAGCCGUAGGCCCGGUGAUUUAAGGCGUCAUACAUCGGAAAAUAUACGGUUUGGGAAAGCUUUAGGGGGCUCAUAUAAAAUUCCAAGCUCUGAGGAAUUCGCCGGUACAUUGUCUUAGGUAGUCCAAGAUGAGUUUCUUCCUCCCUGUGUUUGUCACUGCUGCUGCUGUGUUUACAGCAUAUUACGGGUAUGUGCUGUUCCAGUUCCUCUACAAACCCUGGAAGCAAUUACAGUACUUCAGCAAGAAGAUCCCAGGGCCAGUUGCUCUACCAUUCAUAGGAAAUGCACAUCAACUAGAGGCAGAGCCAGCAAAAUUUUACCAGCAGAUCUUGGGUUUUUGCCAAGAUUUCCCCAAAUUCUUCAGGAUCAUGCUGGGACCCAUUGCCAUGAUUGUCAUCACCAACGCCAAGGAUGCAGAGGUAUUAUUUGGCAGUACCAAACACAUUGCCAAGGGCUUCGUAUAUGACUUUCUUCAGCCGUGGCUUGGCACCGGUCUACUUACAAGCAAGGGAAGUAAGUGGUUCCUGCGCCGUAAGAUGCUGACACCAACCUUCCACUUCAGCGUCCUGCACAGUUUCCUUACAGUCUUCAACGAGAAGACUGACAUCCUUGGAGUGAGAUUGAAGAUGAUGACAGAUGGCCAAGUGUUUGAUAUAUUCCCCUUUAUCACGCAGUGCUCAUUGGAUAUCAUUUGUGAGACAGCAAUGGGAAAGAAUAUCCAUGCCCAGGAAGACCGCAAGAAUGAAUAUGUGCAGGCUGUCAUCAAAAUGAGCGAGUUGGCACUUGAAAGGAUGAAAUAUCCGUGGCUUUGGCCCAGCAUGUUGUACAGCAUCCUACCCCAUGGAAAGCAACAUGCUGAAUGCCUGAAGAUUCUACAUGACACAACAGACAAGGUCAUCAAAGGAAGAUACCAGGAGUUUGUAAAAAUGUAUCCUAGGGGUCUCAGGAACCCGUCAGCUGACGAGCCCCAGAAGAAACGUCUGGCAUUUUUGGAUCUUCUGCUUCAAAUGAAGCAAGAGAAUAAGAGCUUCACAUUUGAUGAUAUCAGGGAAGAGGUUGAUACUUUCAUGUUUGAGGGUCAUGACACAACGGCAGCAGGUGUGUCAUGGUGUCUCUAUCUCCUGGGCCGACAUCCUGAGAUACAGCACAGAGUACAGAAAGAAUUAGAUGAGGUGUUUGGUAGUACCCAGGGACCUGUCACAUCAGACCAGCUGCAGCGCCUGCACUACCUGACCUGUGUUAUCAAGGAAACCCUACGCAUCUUUCCCUCGGUACCUUUCAUUGCACGCGUGCUUGACGAAGACUGUGUGUUGGGCGGCCACAAGAUUCCCAGUGGCACUAACGUUUGUGUCCUGAUAAAUGCACUGCAUCGUGACCCAGAUGUCUUCCCAAACCCUGAAGAGUUUGAUCCAGAUAGAUUCUUGUAUCAGAACUGCAUCAGUCGUCAUCCAUAUGCCUAUGUACCCUUCUCUGCUGGAGCCAGGAACUGUAUUGGUCAACGCUUUGCCAUGAUGGAAGAGAAGGUCAUUGUGUCUUCUGUCCUGCGGCAUUUCAACAUUGAAUCCAUCCAAGCGCGGCACGAAGUCUUACCAAUUUCAGAGCUGAUUCUACGCCCGAGUAAAGGCAUCCAGGUCAAACUUACCCCUCGAGUCUUCAAUGGCCCACAGUAGAUAUUUCAUCACAGUGUUUUAUGCAAAUUUGCUUUCACAUACAGGAAAGGUUAAACAGAAACCACGGAAAAGAAUGAAUUUGGUUUAAACUAAAGUUGGAUAGAAGUUGUUUGAGAACUAAUACAGUGUACAUUCUAUGCUGAUAUUCAGACUGGGAAUAUAUGCUCUUUCAAAUUUGCAAUCAGGUCAAUGAAAAGAUUGAACUAAUAUAUCAGGGUUGCUCUUUUAAAUGUGUUGUGCAAUGCAAUUAGAGAUUUGUGGUUUUGGUUGGUGUCAUUGUUCAUUAAUAUUGAGUUGGAAGAGAAGUGGCCAGCAAAAACAGAAUGUUAUUUCACACAGCUUAAGGGAACACUUUGUACAUGUAGAUAGGAAUUGGGUGAUAAUGGCUUCCCAAAGGCCAUUUUUGUUACUUUUUCAGUAGAGUAAUAUCCACAUGUUUGAAUGGAGUUACUGGUUCUUUGACCAGUUGAUUGAAAUGCACCUUAGAGUCACAGUUUGAUUCUCUGAUGUCAGUUUUAGUUUAUAUCUGUUUACUCUUUUCAGAACUAGUAUUAAGUCCACUAGCAUAAAUGGUAUGUACACAUUUUUGAAGGUUGUAGGGCUAUGUCUAAUUCUUGUGCAUUUCCCAAUUUAAAAAGGGAAGCAUGGCUUGUGGCAAAGACACCUCCCCUAUCCAUUUAAUGUUUCUUUUCUGAUCAAAUCAACAAGGAAAUCCAAACAUCACACAUGUUCUGUGGCUUUCAGCAAGCUGACAGUGGUAUUUUCAUGGCAUGUUUAUCCACAUUUCAACCAAGAAGUGCAUUUAUUACAUCGUAAUACAUGUACAUGUACUUGUUCAAGUAACCUGUACAUUUACCAUUUUAUGAGGGCAUGCACAAUUCAUCCAUUUGUGCACGUAAGGAAAAUACUUUUAAAGAUGUGAUGGAAUCACAACUUCUGUAUUUUGCGAUAUCUGGCCUUGUUUGCAUCAAUGAAUACAUAAUGAUUCCAAAAAGAAUGCACACUUUCCACUUCAAUCAGUGCUUUGUAGAAAACAGUCUUGUACCAAUAGUGGUGAUAUAGAUGUACAACUAUGUUCGUCACUUUUCAGUAUAAACUGCCAUUUGAG